GUCGAGGCUUUGGUAGGACUAAGGAAGGACGCUUUCUGUAGGGGAUGAGAAUACAAAACAGUUUUUCAGUAUGCACAUUUGUGUACUACAUACACAUAAUCAGUAUUUAGAAGAAUGUGCCUUCGUAUUAAACGAAGAAUGGCCUAGGAGUAAAACUGCAAGAAUCCACUCCUUGGAAAAGUCCUGUGAUAAAUAUCCUGUGAAUUUAGUUCUUGUCACGCAUGAAGAUUCACCUGUUGGUCACAGUCGGUUGUCCAUAGUAGUUGGGAGAGAAAAAUCUUGCUUUGUUGAAUCAGUUGUUGUGAAGAAGUCCCUGCGAGGUAAAGGUCUUGGAAAACUACUAAUGCAAGAAACAGAAAAUUUUGCAAGAAGCAAAGGAUUUGAGACAAUGUAUCUGAGUACUCAUGAUAAACAAGAUUUUUAUCAACAUGUGGGUUACAGCUUUUGUAAACCAGUUGUCAGUUGUGGAAUACAACCUUCCAAUAUACCAGAUAGCUUUUUGAACAAAUUGGCAGGUGCAACAUUAGAUGAUGAUGUGAAUCAACCAAAAAGAUUUAAUACAAAAAUCAAAGACAAUACUACUGACACUGCAUUUACCAGAUCAUCAGUGACAAGCCCUGUGGAUGCUCCAUCAAUACCUCCACAACCAAGGGCACCUGCUCCAUCAAUACCUCCGCCACCAAGUGCACCUGCUCCAGCAAUACCUCGGCCACCAAGUGCACCUGCUCCAGCAAUACCUCCACCACCAAGUGCACCUGCUCCACCACCACCACCCCCCGUGGUACCUAACCCACCAGUUGCCAACACAAUAGGAAAUAAAUCUAAUACUGACUCACAUACAGAAAUAUCUAAGUGGGAUCCAAGGGAAAUAUCAUGGAUGAAAAAGAAUAUAACUUGACAAUAAUAGUGUUACUUAAAACAAUCGGUUCAUCUUCAUUGUUCCUGUGCAAUAUGUUAUUUAUCAUCAUUGUUUAAAUUAUCGGAUAGUUAUACUUCUGAA
Molecule: messenger RNA, 1000 nt
Organism: Mytilus trossulus (common blue mussel)
Lineage: Eukaryota; Metazoa; Mollusca; Bivalvia; Mytilida; Mytilidae
Product: N-alpha-acetyltransferase 80-like
Exons: 5
Coding region: 71-898 (275 amino acids)
Biological process (GO): protein acetylation
Cellular component (GO): cytoplasm
Molecular function (GO): acetyl-CoA binding; N-acetyltransferase activity
Source: RefSeq, a predicted model, not a curated record